AUGUACAGGAUACCGACCGGAAAGGUCUUAUCAAUGUUUUUCUUUUUGAGUCCGUCCGGUUCUGACUAUUUGGCAUGACAGCUAGCGCUUUAAGGUAUAUUUGGUAUAAGUUCGAGCUUUACUUAUCACACGUUCGUUCGGUACCCUGUAUAUCUUAAUUCGUGGUGGAGACUAAAAAACGGAAUACACGUGAUGUUAUAGCAGUAUUGAUUUUCUAUGAAAAUACACCACUGACAUGGGUGACUGUUAACAAAUAUUAUAAUUUGCACUGGCUUUUUAAAAAUCUCCGAGCACCACUGCUUGUACCUAAAACUAUAUUAAUAUACCUGUACAUUAUGUUAUAGGUACCCAACUAUACAUUAUGUUAAACUGUUUAACGCGAUUUUUAUAUUUUUGAACCGUAGGUAUUUAUGGUAUUUUGUCUGUCCGCUGCGGAAGUUAUUAUUUUUUUUUUUUUUAUAAACGAUUAUAUUAAAAUCGGAACUAUCGCAUUUCGCAUUUAUGCUCUCGUCUAUUUAUAGAACGUAUUUAUGAAUACUAAAUACGAUGUCAUAAUACGAAUAAUUGAUAGAUACCUAAAACUUAACGUCAAAAGUGUCCGGGUUUCGAGUUUAAGUCCGCGGAACGCUGGACGUUCGUCAAAACGGUAGAAUGAAAUAUUUAUUACGCCGGUCGCCUUAGCGACGACCGUUCUUACAAAAAUAACACGGAUGUUAUUGCUGGUUUGAAAUAAUUCUAUCGGAAAACCGUUGGCUAGUUAAAUACACAAACAAAUCAACUGUUGCUUCGUGGAUACGGUCGCCGGAAAAGUUAACGAGGGCCCGGCAACCGAGUAAACAACCUUAGUGUGCGAUCCGAACAAAUACGUAAGAAUAAUAUUAAUUAAGAAUAUCAAAUUUAAAGUUCAAUAUACCUAAUAGUAUAGUUUUUGUUUUUUGGUUUUUUUUUUAGCCUUUUGAUUCUCCUGCACAUUCGUGCGCGUCAUCGUCUUCGUAUAACUUCCAAUACUACGAUCAACAUGAUGUUCACCGUGGUUUCGCUAAUAGAGGGCAUGCUUUUCACGGCGAUCUUGAUGCUACUGCUACUGUGUUGGCUAAGCGAAGCAAAUACGAACAUUGCCGUCCUAGUGUGGAACGCAAUCGUUCUAAUAAGGUACGGCGCGUAUAUCCGAAAAACCGUUUUAUGUUGUUUUUUGUCCGUUCUAAAAUGAGUAAUCGGUGUCUUACAUCUGGCGAGUCUAUGCCAAUGGACGCGCCUCGUCAUCGUUACUCGUCGGCGAAUAAAGCCGACGACCGCGGUACGCCUUUGCCGUCACUCGCCGGCAAAGGCGUUUUCCUAUGA
Molecule: messenger RNA, 1341 nt
Organism: Cinara cedri
Lineage: Eukaryota; Metazoa; Arthropoda; Insecta; Hemiptera; Aphididae
Source: the annotation of a GenBank genome assembly